Xenia sp. Carnegie-2017 is the source of this 579-nucleotide messenger RNA. RefSeq lists its product as uncharacterized. Bases 100 to 579 code for a protein of 159 amino acids. Gene Ontology annotation, molecular function: DNA binding. The transcript is spliced from 4 exons. Lineage: Eukaryota; Metazoa; Cnidaria; Anthozoa; Malacalcyonacea; Xeniidae. The record is from RefSeq and is a predicted model, not a curated record.
ACAUCCUUUUUACAGCUAAAAAAAAUCGAAAAUCGUUUAAAGGAACUUUCCGAAGAAUGUAGAAACUUAAAGAUACAGACGACAAAUUUAGCUGCGUUGAUGAAUUCUGUGAAAGAAUUACCUAUUAUUGUCAAAAGCCUGGAAACUUUAAUUAAUGAACUCCAGUCAAGCAGUACUCAUUCAGUCUCGCCACCUGUCAACACUGAUUUACCAAAACACCUGUCCCCUUUAUGCCUUAAAAGUUCUUGCGAUACAGCUACGAUUGAGGAAAAUGAUAAUACUGGCGACGGUGUGGAAGAGAUGGUAGCACUGGCUCCUGGUAUUACGAUUUUGCAUUCGCAGAGGGAUCUUUUGACUUUACAAGGAAAUCCAAAGAACUACACGUUUGCGUUAAUGGACAUGAUGUGGUCCAGAGAUGUGUUAGCAACACAUUCCCUAACAGGAAAAACGUCCAAUGCUCACAAAGAUAAAACACCAAAGCCUUCAUUGGAUGCUUCAAAAGUUGCUGCACUGUGUGAUUGUCGAAGGAGGAUCAUGACGGAAGGAACCGCUAUCACAAUUACCAAAAAAAUGCAUUAA